AUGACUUUGUACACUUCCGCAAAACGCGUCCUGUGGAGUCCUCCAUCUCCUGACGAAUCCACGGGUAUUCUAUUACUACUCUUUGAUUGGGCUGCAGCGACCAUUACGUCGUAUACAGGUGUUGAAUUUGGUAGUAAAACUCGGAUGCAAAUGCAUCGGAAAGCCUACAUCCAAUCCUGUAGUAAAAUAAGCCAAUCGGAAGAGCAACCACAUUACUUGGCACAUAGAAGCAAUUUAACCUGGGGAAUACCCACAACGGUAAAUAGACAUUUCUCAUUCUCAAUAGGAUUGAUUUUUAUUAUUAUGAAUGAUGUACAAAUGAUCGGUUGGUAUGAUGACUACAAGCCAAGACGACAAUACGGUAGCUUUAACGCGGACAUUUAUUCUUGGAUAAGAAAAAUUGGCUAG
Molecule: messenger RNA, 408 nt
Organism: Trichoplax adhaerens
Lineage: Eukaryota; Metazoa; Placozoa; Uniplacotomia; Trichoplacea; Trichoplacidae
Exons: 2
Coding region: 1-408 (135 amino acids)
Source: RefSeq, a predicted model, not a curated record